This is a messenger RNA of Oldenlandia corymbosa var. corymbosa, 1541 nucleotides long. The record is from the annotation of a GenBank genome assembly. Lineage: Eukaryota; Viridiplantae; Streptophyta; Magnoliopsida; Gentianales; Rubiaceae.
AAAAAAAAAAAAAAAAACUUAUGGGAAUUAAUCAUGUUCCCAAAACAAGCUUUUGAGUACGCAGACCAAACAUGGUUCUGGUGAAGAUAUUAUGUGAAAUUAAAAAAGAAAAUCGUUUGAGACAAUACUUAAUUUCUCAACGCCAGUGUUACACAUUUUCACUUUAAUAAUCAAUUUAAUGAUGGCUUUUUGUGCUCAUAAUAAACAAUUGUUGCAAUUUAUUAUAUAUACCUAACAGGUGCAUAUUUUAGGUACAAACUUGUUCUCAAAUUUCUUGUCAGUCAUGGUAACCUAUAGUAAAAAGCUUUGGCAAGAAAAAAUUUGAUGGAAACUCUUCUUUUUGCAAAAGUUAGCGAACAACCUUUAUCAGAUUUCACCAACCAAUCCUCUUUAGAAACGCUAACCUAGCUAAUUAGAGUUAAUCAUUAAUUAUUUUCAUCAUCAAUGUUAUAAAUUGCCUUGGUCCAUCUUGCAUUCUACCUUUUUUUUUUUUUUUUUUAAUUUCUUUCAUCAAUUCCCGUUUCUCAGCAUAUAUAACGACAUUCUCCCAUGCAGUGUGAUUGAUUUUCCUUAUCAAAUUCUGUCCAGUUCUCUUCGUCGUGGGAAUAUUCUCCUAAUUUGGUGACCAUGGGAAAAGAAGAAAAGAAGGAGGAGAAGAAAGAAGCUGAAAUUUUCACUGUUGUUUACAAAAUGAAUUUACAUUGUCCUCAAUGUGCUCAUGAUAUUAGGAGACCUCUCUCUAGAACUCCCGGUAGGUAUUCUUCCCGUUCUAUAAUAAUUAUCGUGUUUUAAAAAUUACUUUAACUAUUUAACUUAAUUUAUUAUUAUUUUUUUUUUUUCCAUGCAUGCCGAUCUUUCGGACGCUGCCAGGAGUACACAGUGUAGACGUGAAAUUUGAGAAAAAUGAAAUAACAGUGAAAGGAGCCAUUGAGGCAAAGAAGAUACAUGCACGGCUACAGAAAUGGAGCAAGAAGAAAGUUGAAAUAGUAUCAGAAACCAAGGUUGUGGAGAAAAAAGAAGAGAAAAAGGAUGCCAAAAAGGAAACCAUAAAGACGAUACAAAUGAAGGUUUACAUACACUGUGCGGAAUGUGAUCGCAAUUUAAAGCGGAGAUUAUUAAGACAUAAAGGCAUUCAUAAUGUGAAAACAGACAUCAAAGCCCAAACUGUAACCAUUGAAGGCGUGGUUGAGCAAGAGAAGAUUAUAACCUAUAUGCGAACAAGAAUCCGCAAAUUUGCAGAAGUCAUACCACCCAAAGAGAAGAAAGAAGAGAAAAAGGAAGACAAGAAAGAAAAAGUUGAAGUAAAAGUCACUGAAAAAAUAGUUGAAUUUAAAGAAGUAGAGAAAGUUGGUGUGAAAAAUAAGGAUGGAGAUAACCUAUAUUUUGUCCAUUAUGUAUAUGCACCCCAAUUGUUUAGUGAUGAAAAUCCUAAUGCUUGUUCCAUUAUGUAAUUCAAUUGCAUAUUUAGUGCACACAAAAUGUUGUUUGCUAUUACAAUAUCUUCUACUUUUUUCUUUUUCUGUGGUAUUGGAAAAAUGGAU